GGCGCGCGCGCGGCGCCCGGCGCGGCCCGCCCGGCCGGCCGCGCCCGCCGCGCGGCGACAUGGGCGAGCGGCCCGACCACGGCAACAACAUGGCAGACUCUUUCCCGAGCGCAGAAGACUGGGACAACGAGGAGUGGUCAGGAUCUCUGUCGGACACCAAGGUGUUCACGCCCAGCACCGCGCCCGGCGGCGAGGACGCGCCCGCCCCUGUCACCACGCAGGAGGAGUGCUGGGACACGCCCGCGGCGAACGGCGCUGAGCACAUCCCCAGCUACAGCUACAGUCGCCUGCCCGAGCCCAGGCCGCCCGUUUUGCAGCCUACGAUCAGCCAGGCGUCGCACGCGGCGGCGCCCAGCGCCUCGCCCGCGCCCGCCGCGCCGCCCGCCGAGCCGCAGCCGCCCCGGCACCAGCCAAUGGGCAUGUCGGGGUCGCUGUCCGCGGCGCAGUCGCAGUACCUGUCGCAACUCACCCAGCAAUCGCAACGGCAUGACAACAGUGUAUAUUCGUCAAAUUACGGUGUUUACGGUUCUUCAGACAUAACAAAUCAAAGAAAACCACAACGAGCGCGGGUGCCUCCUCCUUCCAAGAUCCCGUCGUCAGCGGUGGAGAUGCCGGGCGGCGAGGGCGGCGCCAUGUUCCUGGACGUGCAGUUCGGCGCGCUGGAGCCCGAGCUGGCCGAGCCCGCGCCGCCCGCCGCCGCGCCCGCCUCCGCCUCCGCGCCCGCGCCCGCCCCCGCCGCCGCCUCCGCGCCCGCGCCCGCUCAGCCGCCCAAGCCGCUCGCCACGGCGGCGACGGCGGCGCCCGAGCCGGCGCCCGCGCCCGCGCACGAGCCCGCGCCCGAGCCCAGCGUCACGUACGCCAACACCAACAGCAUGUUACCGGAGAGUUUAGCGCCAGAACCAGUCCCCGCACCGGUAGAACCUGCACCGCCACAGCCUAACAGUCUAGAGAAGCAGCUAACGGCCGCCAUGAAGCAGCUGGCCGUGUCCGCCGGCGACGCGCCGCAGGCCGCGCCGCAGCUGCACCGACACAAGGCAAUGGGCCAACAGAACGUGUACGCGCACCACGCCGCGGCGGCGCACCACCCACCGGUAUACGGAGCCAAUGUAUACGCGCCACAGCAGGCAAACUCAACAAACGCGUCGCUAACGUCCGGCAUGUCGGCGCCGGCGUACGGCUCCGCGGCCGCGCUCACGCAGUACCAACCGAUGAUCAACUCCUACCAGCAGACGUCAUCGUCAGCGGGAGUGUACGCGGGCAGUGCGCUAUACACGUACCAGCCCAGUCAACAGGCCAAACUACCCACUAAGGACAACACGCCACAGUAUGACAACUCGGUAGCAUCUAAUAGUAAUAGUUUAACAAGCACGUCAACGACACAGAGCUCAACCGCCAAAGUAGCCACAACCACAGUGAGCGCGGGCGCGAACGCGGGCGCUAACGCGGCGAGCGCGGGCGUGUCGGGCGCCGGCGCGGGCGCGGGCUACGGCGCCGCGCUGUACGGCGGCGUGCAGCCCGCCGGCUACCACUACGACGAGGCGCAGCUCAUCACCAGGACGCUGCCGCACCACAUGGUAUGUAUUGCAGUGAGCGCGGGCGUGUCGGGCGCCGGCGCGGGCGCGGGCUACGGCGCCGCGCUGUACGGCGGCGUGCAGCCCGCCGGCUACCACUACGACGAGGCGCAGCUCAUCACCAGGACGCUGCCGCACCACAUGGUAUGUAUUGCAGUGAGCGCGGGCGUGUCGGGCGCCGGCGCGGGCGCGGGCUACGGCGCCGCGCUGUACGGCGGCGUGCAGCCCGCCGGCUACCACUACGACGAGGCGCAGCUCAUCACCAGGACGCUGCCGCACCACAUGGUAUGUAUUGCAGUGAGCGCGGGCGUGUCGGGCGCCGGCGCGGGCGCGGGCUACGGCGCCGCGCUGUACGGCGGCGUGCAGCCCGCCGGCUACCACUACGACGAGGCGCAGCUCAUCACCAGGACGCUGCCGCACCACAUGGUAUGUAUUGCAGUGAGCGCGGGCGUGUCGGGCGCCGGCGCGGGCGCGGGCUACGGCGCCGCGCUGUACGGCGGCGUGCAGCCCGCCGGCUACCACUACGACGAGGCGCAGCUCAUCACCAGGACGCUGCCGCACCACAUGGUAUGUAUUGCAGUGAGCGCGGGCGUGUCGGGCGCCGGCGCGGGCGCGGGCUACGGCGCCGCGCUGUACGGCGGCGUGCAGCCCGCCGGCUACCACUACGACGAGGCGCAGCUCAUCACCAGGACGCUGCCGCACCACAUGGUAUGUAUUGCAGUGAGCGCGGGCGUGUCGGGCGCCGGCGCGGGCGCGGGCUACGGCGCCGCGCUGUACGGCGGCGUGCAGCCCGCCGGCUACCACUACGACGAGGCGCAGCUCAUCACCAGGACGCUGCCGCACCACAUGGUAUGUAUUGCAGUGAGCGCGGGCGUGUCGGGCGCCGGCGCGGGCGCGGGCUACGGCGCCGCGCUGUACGGCGGCGUGCAGCCCGCCGGCUACCACUACGACGAGGCGCAGCUCAUCACCAGGACGCUGCCGCACCACAUGGUAUGUAUUGCAGUGAGCGCGGGCGUGUCGGGCGCCGGCGCGGGCGCGGGCUACGGCGCCGCGCUGUACGGCGGCGUGCAGCCCGCCGGCUACCACUACGACGAGGCGCAGCUCAUCACCAGGACGCUGCCGCACCACAUGGUAUGUAUUGCAGUGAGCGCGGGCGUGUCGGGCGCCGGCGCGGGCGCGGGCUACGGCGCCGCGCUGUACGGCGGCGUGCAGCCCGCCGGCUACCACUACGACGAGGCGCAGCUCAUCACCAGGACGCUGCCGCACCACAUGGGCGGAUACUACGAGGUGGGCUACGGCGUGGGAGGCGCGCGGGAGGGCACGUUCGGGCUCGGCCCCACGGACAGGUUCACGCGCACUGACGCUGCCUCGCCGCAGCAAGUCAGCCAGGUCCCCGCAGCGUUACCGCCCGGCUAUGCGUACUUCUACCAACCCCCUCCCACGACGUACCAAUACGGAGUCUACCCCACGUACGGCGGCGGGUCUAACGUCGGCGGCGUCGGCGGCGUCGGAGGCGUGGGCUCCGUGUCCGGAGCCGUGUCCGGCGCCGGCAAGGUGUCCAGCUACUCGCAGCAGCAGCCGCCCUACGACCAGGACUCUUACAAACCUGGAGGCGGCUACAACGCGAGCGGCAACAAGGCGGCGGCGGGCGCGCCGCCCGAGCUGGCGUCCGCCAUGUACGCCAAGCCGCACGUCGCGCUCAACAAGGUCAACAGCUACGACAAGGCGGCGUUCCACAGCGGCACGCCGCCGCCCUUCGGCGCCGGCUCGCACCUCUACAUCCCCGCGCCGCACUCCGCGCACCAUCCCCACCACCACCAGCACCAGAUGGAUGUACGGGUGAACAGUAGUCAUAAUAGGCGGGAGAGCGGCGCGGCGCGCGCGGCGGCGGCCAAGCCGGCCGCCAGCAAGCCCAGCUACUCGCAGUCCUACUGGGCGCCCAACUAGCGCGCCCGCGCGACCGUGUCCCCGGGCACCUGUAAAUAGUCGCCACGUCGUGGGCGCUCCUCCAAACAAAACUGAUUAAUGUAAAAUACGCAAGGAAUUUGAAUGACCUAUGUUAAUAUUUCGUUCACACCGGCGCCGGCCUCAGGUCAUCGCCCGAUAGGAUAUUGUUUAAAUUUAACUGUAGAACUAUGUAUAUCUUAUCUUUGUAAUAUGUAUAUGUAUGUAAGCGUUUGGUACGCUAUGCGCGCCGAAUCUUUUUAUAUUUAGUUGACAGAGUUUUUGUAAUUACAUAUUAUAGUUGAAUAAACGUUCAGCGAUCUAUAAAGUAACGUAACUACCGUAGUCGAGGUCUUUUUUAUGUGAAAGAAUGCAAUGUGUUGAUCUCGCGGGCAUUUGAAAGUAUGAGGGAAUUACACGUAUUGGAACUUGA
Molecule: messenger RNA, 3948 nt
Organism: Cydia pomonella (codling moth)
Lineage: Eukaryota; Metazoa; Arthropoda; Insecta; Lepidoptera; Tortricidae
Product: protein lingerer-like
Exons: 23
Coding region: 60-3518 (1152 amino acids)
Cellular component (GO): cytoplasm; nucleus
Source: RefSeq, a predicted model, not a curated record